Durusdinium trenchii is the source of this 9399-nucleotide messenger RNA. The record is from the annotation of a GenBank genome assembly. NCBI's taxonomy places the organism in Eukaryota, Dinophyceae, Suessiales, Symbiodiniaceae.
AUGGCAAUGUUCCAACUGUUGCCCCUGUUGUUUGACUUCGAGACCUGCUCAGUCGACACGGGCGAAGCCACUACGAGGCUGCUGUCUUGGAAUAUCUUGGCACCAGGGUAUUGCAAUGGCCAUUACUUCAAGGACGUGCACCCAGACGCUCUCCGAUGGUCACGCCGUGCGGUUCAGAUCAAGGCAUUGCUGUGGUCCUACUGUCCGGAGAUCGUUUGCUUGCAAGAGGUCGAGCUUCACCGUCCGUUGGAAGAGCUUGGCUUGUCUGAAUACCAGACGGCGCAAGCCCAACGUCCUCCCGGGCCCCAUGGUCUGCGUCUCGACGGCUGCUUGGUGGCGUGGCGUUCCGAACGCUUUCAGUUGCUGAGGCAGCAGGCCAUCUCCUUCGACGACUGGCUCCCACCAUCUCAGCACUCGGGCCACGUCGCCUUGUUGCUGGAGCUGCGUGCCGCGAGCACCGCGAGCACCGCGCGCACCGCUGGCCGUGCGGCGGCGCCGCUGCUGGUGGCCACGACUCACCUGGCAUGUGGCGAAGAGCUGGAAGAACAGCGAGUAGCACAGGCCAAGAUCCUUCUGGAGGCCAUCGAUCAGUUCCAUGCUGAGCAGGUGGUGCUUUGUGGAGACUUGAACUGCACACCCAACAGCCGCACCCACCAAGUCCUGGCUGAGUGCUACUACUCCGCCUGUCAGGACCUGGAGGCCUUGCAGGGCGACGAUGCACCUUGCACGGCGACCAAUGCCAGCGUGAGGGCGGGCGAAGGCUUUGCAGAGAUCAUCGACUACUGCUUCCUGAACCGUCCAGGCGCUGCGUUGCGGCGCUGGCGGCCGCCCUCGCGGCAGCAGCUGCGCUGUCUUCUGGGUGCCACGGUCUCUGCGCCGGUGCCGACGUUGAUGCGUGGGGGGCAUUGGCCAUCGGAUCACUUGCCAGUGGUGGUGGACCUAGCCCUGAGCGAGCAAGUUGGCACCGGAGCCUCCUCUUCUGUGCAUUCCCUGCCGAACGGUUGGACGCAUGCUGAGCUCGCAGAGCUGGAAGAGACGCUGGCCGCAGAUGAGACUACAGAUGAUCCAGGUGCGUGGACCUCAAACCCCAGACCUUGGCGCUGUUUGAGAUGCCACUCCAGUCAUUGGACCUCGUUGGGCAACGACACCUAUGCAUGCCAGGUCUGUGAUUCUCGAGAGUUCUACGAUUCUUCGGAACCCCGAAGGCACCAGACUUCUGAUGGUGUUUGGAUGUAUGUUCCUGCGGUACGGUCCGAUGGCUCACCCAAUGAGGAUCCGCCCCCAUUUGCUUCCCGGAGGCAGUCCGAGGAUCAGCGAGCCGCUGACCCGGCACGGGAAGCAGGUGAGAGCGAGAAUCCAACCCACGAUCCUUCGGUGGACACCUCGGUUGACUAUGUUUGGCCUCAAGGCCUUGGUUCUGAGUUGUCGGCCGCCAGUUCAAGACGUCAACGAAGGAGAAAUCGAUCCACUGCGCAAGAAGUACCUAGCAAUCCAUCGCCUUCAGGUGUUCCUUUGCCGGCCAUGCUGCCGAUCGAAGCUCGAGGCAAGGGAGUUGGCAAGAGUUCAGACGACUCGGAGCUCCUCAAGGUGAUGAAGCAGUUGCUUGAGGAGCGCAAGAACGACAAGUCCUCGCAGAGCAGUUGGGACACCCGUAAGGGACCGUCGCCUGGCAGAAAGUGGAAGGGUGGAACACCACCAAAUCCACCCAAGUGGAACUACAGCUCCUCGGACCUCCGCGCCUUCUCCAAGUUCGAGCGUCGGGUCAACGUUUGGAGAUUACAGGUUCAGAAUCAGUUGACCGGCGCUGAGGCCGGUUUGAUGCUGUUCUCAAGCCUGACAGGCGAGGCCGAGGCAGAAAGUGAACACAUGGAGCUGUCGAGGGUGAAUGACAAGAAUGGCGUGGACUACAUUCUUUCGUGCUUGAAGGGGCCGCUUGAGCAGAAAGUUUUGUAUCAGAAGCGUGCAUUGCUUGCAAACUAUGAAGUUGUUGCCCGCACUGCAAACGAAACGAUUCGACAGUACAUCAAUCGAUACAAGCGGAUUGAACGUGAUUUGCAAGCAGUUGGCAUACAGACAGGUGCAAUGUAUGACUCAGAGUCGAGGGGAAAUAGGAUCCUUGAGCGUUGUAAGUUGGAACCUUCAUUGGCCCGUUUGGUUUUGAUUGGUGCACACAACAGCUUGGAUUUUGAUGCCAUUGUUGAAAGUUUGCAGCUACAAUUCCCCGACUUUAAGACCACGCCAGCAGUGUUUCAUCAGCAUCAGCCUCCAUGGAAGCAGCCACAGUCGUUCAAGUCCAGUGGAAAGUCGUACAGUUCCACAUCCGCCUCCACCACUACGAGCUCAAGCUCAACGGUGCCGUCAUCGGCAUCAGCCUACAACCGCAGCAAAGGCAAAGGAGGGUAUCCACCUCGCAAGGUCUUCCAGGCCGAGCACGAAACCGUGCAUGAAGCUGAAAACGAAGACGAGCUCGCAACGGCCGACAUGGCCGCCGAGGACGAAGAGUUCUUCGAGCCCGAGGAAAACCCCGAUGCCUCACCGUCAGUCGACCCUGAUCCGGACCAGGAAGAUGACGAUGAUUUGGGUGCGUCGCUAAGCGAAUUGGCAUCCGUGCUCACGGUCACUUCCAACAAGUUGAAAGCAGCUACAUUGGGUCGAAAGUUCACUGGACGCAAGUCCAUACAAGAGAGGAAGCGCACAAGCAGUUGUUCAGCUUGCGGUGCCAUCGGCCAUUGGGCUGGUGACACCGAGUGUCCAGUCUCGGCCAAAGGCCCUGGCAAAGGAGGAAAAGGCAAGAGCAAGACUGCAACUGGGGGGACCCAAUCCUCGACUUCCUCGUCCACCUUCCCCAAGAAGACGUUCGUGGUGACCUAUGGGGAUGAACAACAACAAGAUCCACAAGAUCCCUUCUACACCUUCCCGGCCAACCUCAUGGUAGAUGUUCCGGAUGCCCCCUUCGUUUAUGUCACCGAGACCAUUGACUUAGCUGGCUACAUGGUGUUGGACACGGCAUGUCAACGGUCAUGUGCUGGGAGCCGGUGGAUGGGUACACAUAUGAAGUUGUUGGGAAACCAUGGGUUGCAACAUCACCAAGUACCAUGCGACGAUCGAUUCCAGUUCGGUGCAGGUGCAUGCCAGCAAGCAGCAACCCGCUGCGACUUUCCAGCUGCCUUCAUCAGUCAGGAGACUCAGGGCAUUGUUUUGGGUGCAAGCGUUUUGGAUGUCAACAUUCCGUUUUUGGCUAGUCGCAUCCUCAUGGAACAGUUGGGCUGUGUCAUUGACAUGCAUCAAGGCAUUUUGCAUUUUGCAGUUGUUGGCAUUCGUGUUCCAUUGAAACGCAAGCACGGACAUUUGGUUGCAUGCAUCACGGCAUUUCCUCCGAGAGUUUCGCACAUGUCUUGUUGGAGUGAUUUGCAAGAUGAUCGUUUUUGGCAUGAACCUUCACCCGAACUCGUCGUGCAUCCCGAAGCUUUGGCUGUUUCAGACGUUGUUUCCACCACGGCUUUCAUCUAUGCGGGCCAGUCCGUCGACGAGACAGCCACCCACAUGGCUGGAGCAUUGGAGGACCUUUCUCCUCCAUUUGUUCCUGUUGGAGUUCAAUGUCAUCAAGUCCAUGCGCAAGCUGGUGCGCCUCGGAAUCCGUCCAAGGACAUGGCUCAGCAGCAUGGGUUUGCUCGAGCUGCAGGAGAAGCAUCGUGCACAGAUGCAGAGGACCAUGGUGUCACAGAGGGAUUGCACAUUGCACUCACCCCGAGUUCCAGCGAUACGGCAACCUCCACGGCCGCUUCGCCAAGUGCAAGAGAUGCGAUCAAAGGCUCCAUGAGACCCAUGAUCCACGACCUGACGAUGAACGACUACCAGGGAUCGGGGUACACUCGAGAGGAGUUCGAGAACAUCAUGGAAUGCUACGAGGAAAGGGAGCCGACCUCAGACAAUCCGGAUCAGUACCACUCCGAUCUGGAGAGCAAGCUGAGAGAGCUGCACCGUGUCUACAAGAUAGAAUAUGACCUGGUGAGCCAAUCCAAGGAUGAUGAUCACCUGCUCGAGCACUUCAAGAAGUCACGGGACACACGGUCCAAGGUUGACAUCCUGGAGACAUUCGCAGGGCAAGCCAACAUCUCCAGAAGAAGCGGCCAAUUUGGCCUUAGUGCGGCAGCGCCCAUCGACUAUGCAACCGGAUGGGACCUUCAGAAGACCGCCCACCAGCAAGAAGUCGAGUGGCAACUGGAUCAACUCAAGCCCUUGAUCCUCAUUCAGGGCAUCGAUUGCCGCGACUGGUGCGUCCUUCAGGACAACACCAACUAUGUCAGGAGGAAGAUCCUUUUGCUCAUGCGUCGAGCUAAGGCACGCAGACUGUUGAAGAAGGCAAGGAAACCAACCUUGUCACAGCACUACCCACCAGAGAUGGUCGCCGAGAUCCUCAAGGGUGUGCAAGAAGAGGUACACCACCGACAUCCAGAUCGACAGCACCAGCCACGUACCUUUUUCACUACGUUCAUGGUCACAGCAAUUGACCAAUGGGCAGAAGCACUCCAGAUGGCUGACAGCACGUUCCAAGUCACUCGAUACAAGUCCUUCACGCUGCCUACAUCAGAUCCACUCUUCCUCAAGGCCUUGGAGCUUUCUCAAUGGAAGCACGUGAGGGUUCAGAUCGCAGCACAACCCAUCACCUGGCGAUUUCCCUGGCACGUGCCUCACACCCACAGGGCAGCCGUGCUCAGAUACACCGACGGCCAGGUGGAUGUCAUUGAAGAAGAUCUUCAAGAACUACGUCGCCCAAAGGCACGGUUCAAGAAGCCAGUGGACGUUGGCAUUUUCAUGUUCGGACAAGCCCAACAGGCAGAACCACACGAAUCACAUCCUCCAGAGGCCAAACGCCUCCGACCAAACCAGGACGACACAGCCACGCCACAGGCAUCAGACCGGCCAGAUGACAACCCACGAAGCAUUAUGCCAAAUCCCUCGGAGGACUCUCUCAAGAUCAGUGCGGAGAUCAAGAACAGCCUCCGUCGGAUGCACAAGAACCUCGCACAUCCCAGACCAGCAGAACUCAAACGACUGCUGGCUAUGAAUGGCAUUUCCGACCAGCGGAUUCACACAGCCGUUGAGUCGAUGUCGUGCGAUACAUGCAAUCGCACCAAAGGGCCGUCCAGGAGCAAACCAUAUGAUCCUCGGGUCAUUUGUGAAGUCACUCACCUUCACUUGGGCUUCCUCCUCCAGAACCGCUCACCGGAGGAGAUCACCCGCUGCUUCACCUUAGGUUGGGCCAGGGCAUUUGGCUUUCCACUUCGGAUCAGAACGGAUCCAGAUGGCUCAUUCCGAGCCGCCUUCGAAGCAGCUAUGGAUGAAGCCGGUGUCUACAUGGACUAUGUUCCGGCAGAAGCACACAACAAGAUAGGCCUCAUUGAGCGCCACAAUGCAACAUACAGAUCACUCAUGGAACGAGUGAUAGAACAGCAAGCAGUUGUCGGCAGCGACCAGAUGGAGCUCACAACAGCUGCAGCAGCACACGCCAAGAACUCCUGCACAUGGUCGGCGGGACGUCCGCCAUACGUGGCCGCUUUCGGCCGCAUUCCACGACAAGGCAUGGAGCUCUUGAGCGAUCCACACGGCCUUGUGACAGGCCAAACAAGAGCACAAGCACAACAGCUCGCAGACACUUUGCGGGUCGAGGCACAGCAACAGAUAGCUGCCAUGUCAGUUGACAGCACUUUCCGGCGGGCACUCCUCCGGAACACAGCACCGACAGAGCAAGACAUCCCAGAAGUUGGCAGCAUCGUCGCCUACUGGCGUUGGACCGCCAGGAGCGGCAAGAAACGAGGCGGGUACAAACUCGCAAGGUUGCUUGGCCGCGACCCAGACGGCAAAAGCAUGUGGGUUCAAGCAGGAACCAACACUGUCAGAGUCGCCCCUCACCAGCUGCGGGUGGCUCGUGGCUUUGAGAACUGGAACCCCGACUACCAGCAGAUCAAGGCCCUCAGACAAGCCUCACACAAUUUGGACGACAACAACAUCCAGGAUGAUACAGUUCCAGCACCACCGGAACAACUGGAUGACCCAGACCAACCACUCGGGAACGAUGACCACGAGCUCAUUCCCGAGGUUUCUGAACCGGCAUUACCUCUUCUAGUACCUCAGGCCUCAAGGACCAACCAACAGGCAGAGCACACAGAAGAGGCAGUACAGACAGAUCCCUACCUGCAACAGCAGAGCAGUGCACCACAAGUUGAGUACCAUCUCAACGUGCACUCACCGACAUACAAGCAGACCAUCAUACACCCACAAGCACAGCCGAGUACACCAUUCGGCAUGACACCAGAGCAAUGGAUGCAGCCGGCAGUGAAUGUACCUGUGAGAAAACAACACCGCUCCCGCACACCAGGUCCACAGGCAAGUGAAGCAGAGGUCAUCGAUGUUGACGGCCUAUCAGACAAGACACCACCGCUGCAGCAAGACCACUUGGCUCACGUAGUGCCGUCCACACCACCGGACUUAGCACUGGACGCACGGCAAACCUCUAAGAGGAGCAGCACCGAGAUGGAGCAGCCGAUACCAGUGCAAGCACCACGAGCCUCAGCAGACUUCGCAGCACUGCUGACAAAACACGUUCGGCAGCAGCGGAUUGGCAACAGCACUUACAUCCUCCACGGAUAUCAGAACAUGGCAAAGGCAGCCAACACCACAGGCACUGGCCUUCACGUUUGGGCCAGACUUGACACCGCAUCACAUUGCCUCCAGACCACCCAUUUUGCGGGUCCGCCCAAAGGAUCCAUCCAGCACAGGAGGGUACUCACUCACCCUCACGGCAAGGUCGUAUGGGACGCUCCAUACGACAGCGAUCAAGAUGGUCGCGCAAUUCUCCCAGAGCGCACAAACCUGAUCACAGAGCUAUGGCAUGAACCUUAUGCAGCACAUCUCUCCUCCCUGGAAACAACUCCAGACGGCAUCCAGUUCAGAGACCACUACCACGAUGGCAGUGAACACGUGAAGAUGCCGUAUGCUUGCCACUAUGCCUUUCAGGCAUACCGGGCAGCCCCAGGCUACACUGGCACCGGUGAGUCUAGCGACUCCGAAGCCUCAGCCGAUGACAUGACGGCUGGACAUCAGGACACCACCAAGACCCUGACACGCCAGGAACAAAAGGCCCUGGACAAGGAAGUCCCUUGGCAAGCAAUACUGGAGAUGAACCAAGAAGAUAUCGACAAGUAUGUCGAUUCGGCAAAGGCCGAAGAGACCUCCUGGCAACAGUUCCACAGCGUGAUCCCUCUCACGACCCAGGAGGAGCUUUGCCGAGAGAGCGCUACACCAACGCGCCAAAGUGAAUACAUGUUGUAUGCAAUUUUCAUUGCAGGCCACAACAACAUGUUCCUUGAUGGCCGUGACAAGUGGCAGCUAUGGUGUGGCGACAUCAAAACCGCAUUCCUGCAGGGGACGCCAGAUCCUCGUCGUCUUCCGUUGUACAUGCUUCCACCUCAAGAUGGGGUAACCAAGCUUGCAGGAACUUUUCGUUCACCGCUCUACAAGAUUGUUGGUAACAUCUAUGGCCUUGCAAGCGCCCCCAGGACAUGGUCGUUGCAUGUUGUCAAGGAGCUCACCACAAAAGCCGGAUUCCGCCAGCGUUCGCUGGACAAGAUGUUGUUUUAUUUGUGGGAGCGCCUGCCUGGAGAUGAGCACGAGUCGUUGGCAGCAGUUUUGGUUGCAUACGUUGACGACUUCCUCCUCACCCACAAUGAGCGUUGGGACAGGUCCAAGCUCACCCGACUUUUCCAGUGGGGAAGUCAAGAUGCCCUCACGGAACAACAGAGCUUGGUGUUCAAAGGAAAAGAAGUCAGCCUGAAACGCCAAGGUGAGGUUUGCUACCUGGCCCUGACCCAGUCCAAGUUCAUCGCUGGCAUGAAGGUUGGCAAUGUCGCAUGCAAGAAGCGACUGGAUCAGGUGAUCCAACCGGAAGACAUGCCGGAGUUUCGCUCCGUUGCAGGAUGUUUGCAGUGGCUUGCAGGUCAAUGUCGACCAGAGGUGGCAUCAACAGUUUCGUUGUGCAGCCGCGGAACAAAGUCCACCUACAAGGACUUGCAAUGCCUAUAUGAUGCAGUACAUUUGCUCCAUGCUUCACCAAACAGCGGCAUCAACAUGUGGCCAGUUCCAGUCCACCAGCAUAGUUUGCUGGUCAGUUUUUCUGACAGCUCAUGGGCCAACGCUGAAGGUUCAGCUAGCCAGCAUGGCAACUUGGUCCUCAUUGCUGACCCUAAGAUCACCGACACCACAGGGACAGGAUUGCUGAUAGAUUGGAAGUCAAGCCGCAGUAGCCGAGUUUGCAGGAGCACAUUGUCGGCAGAAGCAAGUGCAUGUGACACUGGAAUUGAUCGAGCCGCUUUUCUUUCAUUCCUGCUGUCCGAGAUGAUUUUCUGCUGCCCUUCGUUCAAGCUGACCCGGACACUUCGCAUCAUCGGUGUCACUGACUGCAGAUCGUUGUACGAUGUUUUGGUCAGCGAGAAUCCUCGCACGGAGGACAAAAGGACCAUAGUGGUCAUCAGAGCCAUCCAGCAAUACCUGCAAAGGCCUGACGUUCACUGGGUUCCGACCCGCCUCCAAUGGGCAGACAGCUUGACAAAGCUGAGUGACAAGCUGGUCACCACUUUCAUGCAGUGGCUUGAAAAGCCAUGGAUCCAGCUGAGGGAGACGGUGCGCACCGAGCCUCGUUCGCUUUUUGUGCGAAAAGGCAAGUGGAUGCAGUUUCCACGAGAUCAACGGAUCCUAUCCUGGGCUGGAACUUGUCAGGAGCUCCCCACAGAUCUACCUGGUCCACGAUUUCUUCACCUCGCACGAGUGCCAUCGGUUGAUCCGCAAGGCGCAGGAGAGCCAAUGCCUGGUGCCCGCGGGGGUCUAUGGCCCUGGCGGCUUGCAGCGUUCCUCCAGGCGCACGAGCCAUCAAUGCCUUUGUCCACAAGCGGAGGCCCCCACGCUGCUGCAGAAGAUUGUAGACCUGUUGAGAUGCAAGCCCCGGGAGCUGGAGGCUUGUCAGAUCAUCCGCUACCAGGAGGGCGAGCUCUUCGCGGCUCAUGGGGACUUCAGCACGGACGGCACGCGCUCCAGCGCGGGCUUCAUCGACGGCUGCCGCCGGGCGACGCUCUUCGUGUACCUGAACGAUGUGCCGCGAGGCGGAGUGACGGAGUUCCCGAAUGCAUCUCCAGCUCUGAGUAUUACUCCGCGAGAAGGCUUGGCGGUGAUCCACUUCCCCGCCAGCUUGGAGAAUCUCUCCGAUGCCCAUCGGACGAGGCACGCGAGCCGCCCCGCGAUCGACGAGAAGUGGCUCUUCGCCACGUGGCUGUGGAGCGGCGAGCGCUCCGCAGACGUCGAGGCGCUGCAGCGCAUCGGCCGAGGCUACACCCAUGCAUGGCCUGA